AGGCCACACCAAGUGGUGAACGUUAUCUUCAAAGCUGUUUUUUCACUAAUAACUGCAAUACAAUUGGGCUUAUCAGCCCAGCAGCCCAUCCCCAGCAGCACUGCCUCGUCGUCUCGCAUAUUGGCGUUGGCAUCACCGUCGGCAUUGUGCCCAUUACCAUGCCGCCGCUGCCCGCGGCCGACGAUUUACUCAUUCUCGAGUUCAUCGCGAGCAACCGCCGUAUCCCCCACGCCGUGUUCAACUCCUUCAUCGCCUCCCAAUCCCCACCCUCCGCCUUCUCCCGCACCUCACAGCGCCUCCGAAAAGCCCUAGUGCUCCGCGCCCUCGACGCCGCCCUCUACACCGUGGGCGCCUCCUGCUCCUCCAGCCUCCUCCUCCACAAGGCGCGAAAGGUCCUCGCCGACCCCGACGCAGCCGCCUGCUUCCCCCACCAGAUUCCUUUUACAGAAAAUGAAGAAAACGAUGAGGCUAGGGCUGCGGUGGCCGAUCUCAAGCGCCUCCUCGACCUUGAGUGGGCCAACCUCCCGCCCUCCACGCUCGAGCUCGUCGCCGGGGACGGGUCCCACCAGACUGGUGCCGCUGCCGACCACACCAUGCGUACAAAGCUUCGCCUGUUCGGGGAGUCAGCGAAGCGUGAAAUUUUAGCUAAGCCUGUGCAGGUUGGAUCCGCUUCUCAUCAAUCAAUUCGGACGCAAGUUGCUGAUAACGCGAGCAAUGCCAAUAAAGCUGAUGGCGCCCGGCGAGAUGAGGCACAUCCUUCUAAUUCUAAUGUAAACUAUGAGGCUGAUAGUGAUCGUGAAAGUAUGGUUGGGCACCAAAAUGCAUCGGUUAAAGGAGCAGAGGGUCAACUUUCAGAGAAGUCUGUCUUUACUUCUAAAAAGCGCGUUCUUGUGGAGAGAAUUCCGAAGUGGGAUAGCUCUGAUGAUGAUCAGCCAGUGCGGAAGCGCAAGUUAGAUCCAUUUGAGAGAAAACCAUAUCCUUCUCCUACAUGUGCAUAUAAGAUCAGAAAGAAAUGGAGUAAGAUAGAGAUAGAAACCUUGCUGGAAGGGGUGGACAAGUAUGGCAUAGGCAACUGGAAAGAUAUCAAAUUAGCUUACCCUGGUGUCUUUGAGGAGAGAUCAACGGUAGAUCUGAAGGACAAGUUUAGAAAUUUGGGAAAGCGCCACCAUGAAUCGUCUUGAGGCUUAGUGGCGCUGUGCUUUUGCUCUGCCCUGGAGAUAUUUUAUGUUGAUGGCAGUGGUAUGCAAAAGAAGGCCUAUGUAAGGUGCAUGGAGACAUUUGGGUUUCGUGCCAAGGAUAUUGUUGACUUGUUGAGUGCACUGUUCUUAAGGCGUCGCUUAGACGUCCAGGCGGAGGUCCAACGCCUAGCCGCCUUGCCCGCCUACCGUACCUAGGCGAUGGUCCAACGCCUUGUAUCGUCUUACCGCUUUAAAAAACAUCGUUGAUGGUUGAGUGUUUAAAGAUAAGUAACUGGAACCCCACAUGAUGGCAUGUUGUCACGGGCGUGCACAACUCGAGCACCCAUCUGGCUCAGAAAAGCACCAUGGGAAGAUAGAACUCUGGCAUUGGUGGAAUCUGAUGCAAUGGUCAUUGUAAUUCUGAAUUGAAAAUUUUGAACCAGUGACACACUAAUUGUUCAAGAAGCUCAAUAUCGUUUGCUCCA
Zea mays is the source of this 1663-nucleotide messenger RNA. RefSeq lists its product as uncharacterized. The coding region runs from base 159 to 1181 and encodes 340 amino acids. NCBI's taxonomy places the organism in Eukaryota, Viridiplantae, Streptophyta, Magnoliopsida, Poales, Poaceae. The transcript is spliced from 5 exons. The record is from RefSeq and is a predicted model, not a curated record.